This is a messenger RNA of Mycotypha africana, 2311 nucleotides long. RefSeq names its product mid region of cactin-domain-containing protein. The record is from RefSeq and is a predicted model, not a curated record. Gene Ontology annotation, biological process: mRNA cis splicing, via spliceosome. The coding region runs from base 75 to 2150 and encodes 691 amino acids. The transcript has 4 exons. Lineage: Eukaryota; Fungi; Mucoromycota; Mucoromycetes; Mucorales; Mycotyphaceae. Gene Ontology annotation, cellular component: cytoplasm; spliceosomal complex. Gene Ontology annotation, molecular function: protein binding.
UUUGAGUGUUCUCCUGUUUAGCUUUUUUUUUUUUGUUUGUAAAACAAACAAACAACUCAAUCCAUAUCAUCGUUAUGGCUCGUUCCCAUUCUCGUUCUCAAUCACCGGACAGACAUAGUCGACACCACUCAACGCAUCGUCAUAGAAGCCGACAUGAUUCCUCAGAAAGAAAGAGCAGGAGACGUCACCGAAGUCGUAGUAAAGACGAUGACAGACGAGAUAGGAAAAGAAGACAGCGCGAUCGUUCCGAGUCACCAAAAGAAAAGAGAAAAUCGAAAUCCAGUCGCAGCAGUAGUGGUAAACAUAAAAAAGACAAGAACAGCAAUUACGAUGAGCAUUAUCACGUGGAUGCAGCAGACUUAGAAACCGAUCCCAAUACUCAAAGUGCUAGCAGGCCGACAUUAGAAAGCUUAGGCUACUCCAAUGUGAGUAAUCCUUUCAACGAUGUCAAUUUGGAAUCCAAGUUUGUGUGGGGCAAAAAGAAGCAAAGAGACAAGAAACGACUUGGCUUGUCAGAAAAAGAAAUAGAAGAACGUGAGAAAGCUCGUAAAAGAGAAGCCGAUGAAGAGUUGGCCAAGCUGAAUAAAAGAAGAGCAGAACGAGAGCGUGAGCUGGAAUUGAGAGAGGAAGAGCACGCCCGUAUGCAAAGAGACGCUGAAUUAGCACAAAUGGGAGAUUGGGAAGCAAAGGAGGAAGAGUUUCAUUUGGAACAGGCAAAACAACGAGCUGCCAUACGUAUCCGUGAUGGUCGAGCAAAGCCUAUUGAUAUCUUGGCCAUGAACUUGAGACUGGCCCAUGAGCCUGAUAAAGUGGAAGACGAAGUAGAUUUAGAAAUUGAUUUGGAAGAGCCUUACAAAAUAUUAGAUAACCUGUAUUUGGAUGAUGCUGUUGAGCUUCAUCAAGAUAUCCAGAUGCAUUUAGCGCUAGAAAAAAACCCAAAGACGCUCGAAUUCUGGCGCGCCAUGAUAGUCGUCGCAGAUGACUAUUUAGCCAAACUGCGUGCCAAUCAAGAGCGAAACCAACAAGGGCCCAUGGCGGUGGAAGCCAACAUACACCGUAUUUUGGACGGAAAAUCCGUGGCUCAGCUUUCUGUCCUGCAGAAUCAAAUCCAGCAAAAGCUCGCCUCAAAUGAGCCCAUUGACGUGGAAUAUUGGGAGCAUCUAUUGAAAGAGCUUGUCGUAUAUAAAGCCAAAGCAAGGUUAACAGAAAUGCAUCAAGAAAUACUAGCAAAGAGAUUAGAACAACUGAGAAACAAACAGAGAGAAGAAGCUCAAAAGGUACAGGAAGAAUUGGGACGUGUGUUAUCGAUGCAAUCGGCGGAAGUACAUGGACAAGGUGUAGGUGAGGGUGAAGGUAUAAAAUAUGAACCUGUGGACGAAGACAUGAUGGAAGCCCAAGACGAACGGUUUAUAAAAGAUCAAUCGGUGACUCCUGCAGCUCCUGCAGCAAGUGCUGGUUUAUUAUUAGAAGAAUACGAUCGAUCGAUGAGUCCCGAACCUAUGCAGACAUUAAGUAAUGAAGAUAGUGAGAUGGAAAUUCUUGAUCCAGCCGCAGACUUGAAGGAAUUGAUGGAGAAACGUCGUGUUGUUUUAAAUACGGCUAUUAUUCCUAAACAAAUCAAGCAGGACGAUGACGGCCAAGGUUUACAGGGUGACGGCAAUGAUAAUUCCAUGGCAUCCUCCGCUCUUUUCGAACAGGAAGCGGCCAAGGGCAUCGACGAAGAUGAAGAUCUCUUCAAUCUUGAAGCUGAGCUUGCCAAACAGACAUACAACUGGCAAGAUAAGUAUCGACCACGAAAGCCACGUUAUUUCAAUCGCGUGCAUACAGGUUACGAAUGGAAUAAAUACAACCAGACUCAUUACGACAUGGACAAUCCACCACCAAAGGUUGUGCAAGGUUACAAGUUCAAUAUUUUCUAUCCUGAUUUGAUUAAUCCUUCGAAAGCACCCACCUAUUUCAUCGAGAAAGACCCAGAAUCACCGGAUACAGUGUUGAUUCGUUUCCAUGCGGGUCCACCUUAUGAAGAUAUCGCUUUCCGUAUUGUCAACAGAGAAUGGGAAUAUUCCCAUAAGAAAGGAUUUCGUUGCAGUUUUGAUAGAGGAGUGCUUAGCUUAUGGUUCCAUUUCAAGCGACAAUUUUACAGAAAGUAGUAGCCCGAAUACUGUUCUUAUUCAGGCUCAUUUGACAUUUUAUCCCUAAUAAAAUUCCGGGGUUUAUAUAUUUUGUAUAUUGUCGAAUCGAGAUACAGUUUGUGUACCUUGAACCCUUUCUUUAAACAACAAAAAAAAAAAAAAACUUUUCCUGACAUUUG